GGCGCGAGCUUUGGCCGCCGCUGCCAGUGCCGUCGGGGAAGGUCCCAGCGCGGACAUGGCCUUGCGCGGCGCCCGCUCGGGCCCGAGUCCCCCACGCCGCGCGCAGUAGCCCCGCGAAGAGGCGGCCUCGACGGUGCAGACUGUCGGGCGGGAGGCAUGGAGGCGGCGCACCUGCUCCCCGCCGCCGACGUGCUGCGCCACUUCUCUGUGACCGCCGAGGGCGGCCUGAGCCCGGCGCAGGUGACCAGCGCGCGGGAGCGCUACGGCCCCAACGAGCUCCCAACCGAGGAAGGGAAGUCCCUGUGGGAGCUGGUGCUAGAGCAGUUCGAAGACCUCCUGGUACGCAUCCUGCUGCUGGCUGCCGUGGUCUCCUUUGUCCUGGCCUGGUUUGAGGAGGGCGAGGAGACCACGACAGCCUUUGUGGAGCCGCUGGUCAUCAUGCUGAUCCUCGUGGCCAAUGCAAUCGUCGGCGUGUGGCAGGAACGCAAUGCUGAGAGUGCCAUCGAGGCCUUAAAGGAGUAUGAGCCUGAGAUGGGCAAGGUGAUCCGCUCGGACCGAACGGGCGUGCAGAGGAUCCGCGCCCGCGACAUCGUCCCCGGAGACAUCGUGGAAGUGGCUGUGGGAGACAAAGUGCCUGCUGACCUGCGUCUCAUCGAGAUCAAAUCCACCACGCUGAGGGUAGACCAGUCCAUCCUGACGGGUGAAUCCGUGUCUAUAACCAAGCACACAGAUGCCAUCCCGGAUCCCAGAGCUGUGAACCAGGACAAGAAGAACAUGUUAUUUUCCGGCACCAACAUCGCAUCAGGCAAGGCACUGGGGGUGGCCGUGGCCACAGGCCUGCAGACAGAGCUGGGUAAGAUCCGGAGCCAGAUGGUGGCUGUGGAGCCAGAGCGGACGCCGCUGCAGCAGAAGCUGGACGAGUUUGGGCGACAGCUGUCCCGUGCCAUCUCCGUGACCUGCGUGGCUGUGUGGGUCAUCAACAUUGGCCACUUUGCCGACCCAGCCCACGGCGGCUCCUGGCUCCGCGGCGCCGUGUACUACUUCAAGAUUGCUGUAGCCCUGGCUGUGGCUGCUAUCCCCGAGGGCCUCCCGGCUGUCAUCACUACAUGCCUGGCUCUGGGCACACGGCGCAUGGCACGCAAGAAUGCCAUUGUGCGGAGUCUGCCCUCUGUGGAGACCCUGGGCUGCACCUCGGUCAUUUGCUCCGACAAGACGGGCACGCUCACCACCAAUCAGAUGUCUGUCUGCCGGAUGUUCAUUGUAGCUGAGGUGGAAGCAGGUGCCUGCCGUUUGCACGAGUUCACCAUCUCCGGCACCACAUACGCUCCGGAGGGCAAAGUGCGGCAGGGAGAGCAGCUGGUGCGUUGUGGGCAGUUCGAUGGGCUGGUGGAGUUGGCCACGAUCUGUGCUCUGUGCAACGACUCAGCGCUGGACUACAACGAGGCCAAGGGCGUAUAUGAGAAGGUGGGAGAGGCCACAGAGACAGCCCUGACUUGCCUGGUAGAGAAGAUGGAUGUGUUUGACACCGACCUACAGGCCCUGUCCCGGGUGGAGCGAGCCGGUGCCUGCAAUGCGGUCAUCAAGCAGCUGAUGCGGAAGGAGUUCACCCUGGAGUUCUCUCGAGACCGGAAGUCCAUGUCAGUGUACUGCACGCCCACCCGCACUGGCCCGGGGGCCCAGGGCAGCAAGAUGUUUGUGAAGGGGGCUCCUGAGAGUGUGAUUGAGCGCUGUAGCUCAGUCCGUGUGGGGAACCGCACAGUACCCCUGAACGCCACCGCCAGGGAGCAGAUUCUGGCCAAGAUCCGGGAUUGGGGCUCAGGCUUGGAUACUCUGCGCUGCCUGGCACUGGCUACCCGGGACGCGCCCCCGAGGAAGGAAGACAUGCAGCUGGAUGACUGCAGCAAGUUUGUGCAGUAUGAGACGGACCUGACUUUCGUGGGCUGCGUGGGCAUGUUGGACCCUCCGAGGCCCGAGGUGGCCGCUUGCAUUGCACGCUGCCGCCAGGCGGGCAUCCGUGUGGUCAUGAUCACAGGGGACAACAAAGGCACGGCUGUGGCGAUUUGCCGUCGGCUGGGCAUCUUCAAGGACACAGAGGACGUGACGGGCAAGGCCUACACGGGCCGUGAAUUCGACGACCUCAGCCCCGAGCAGCAGCGCCACGCCUGCCGCACAGCCCGCUGCUUCGCCCGGGUGGAACCUGCACACAAGUCCCGAAUUGUGGAGUACCUACAAUCCUUCAACGAGGUCACUGCCAUGACUGGAGACGGGGUGAAUGAUGCCCCGGCCCUGAAGAAAGCAGAGAUCGGCAUCGCCAUGGGCUCCGGCACAGCCGUGGCAAAGUCAGCGGCAGAGAUGGUACUGUCAGAUGACAACUUUGCCUCCAUUGUGGCUGCGGUGGAGGAGGGCCGGGCCAUCUACAGCAACAUGAAGCAAUUCAUCCGCUACCUCAUCUCCUCCAACGUCGGCGAAGUUGUCUGCAUCUUCCUCACGGCCAUUCUGGGCCUGCCAGAAGCCCUGAUCCCUGUGCAGCUGCUCUGGGUGAACCUGGUGACAGAUGGCCUACCUGCCACGGCCCUGGGCUUCAACCCCCCAGACCUGGACAUCAUGGAGAAGCUGCCUCGGAACCCACGCGAGGCCCUCAUCAGUGGUUGGCUCUUUUUCCGAUAUCUGGCUAUUGGAGUGUACGUCGGCCUGGCCACAGUGGCUGCCGCCACCUGGUGGUUCCUGUAUGAUGCCGAGGGACCUCACAUCACCUUCUACCAGCUGAGGAACUUCCUGAAGUGCUCCGAGGACAACCCACUCUUUGCCGACAUUGAUUGUGAGGUUUUCGAGUCACACUUCCCCACGACCAUGGCCUUGUCUGUGCUGGUGACCAUUGAAAUGUGCAACGCCCUCAACAGCGUCUCGGAGAACCAGUCCCUGCUACGGAUGCCGCCCUGGCUGAAUCCCUGGCUGCUGGCGGCUGUGGCCAUGUCCAUGGCUCUGCACUUCCUCAUCCUGCUGGUGCCACCGCUGCCUCUCAUUUUCCAGGUCACCCCACUGAGCGGGUACCAGUGGGUGGUGGUGCUCCAGAUAUCUCUGCCUGUCAUCCUGCUCGAUGAGGCCCUCAAAUACCUGUCCCGGAACCACGUAGAGGCCUGUCUUUAUCCGGGCGUUCUCAGUACGGUCUCCCAGGCAUGGAGUGGGCAGCUGCUGACCCCAGACCAUACCGGAAGAAAAGGACCGCAAGUGAGUGCUGGGAGCAGAAUGGAAUCUCCAGUGUGUACCUCAGAUGGAUGGUGCCCAAGCAUUUGCCCCACUCCUCACCCUGCUGUCACGCUCACCUGCUUGCUCACUGGGCCCUACGGUGGUUGGAAUGGCCACCCUCAGGCCUGGUCCCGAGUUCUCUGUCCCCACUUCUACCUGCCUAGGGACUCUGUACUUCAUGUCUCUGGGACUCUCGUGGGAAAUUCGCCUCUGAAGCUCUGGUCUGGGAGGGGCCUGCCCAGAAGCCAGAGUUGGAGGCUGAUCUAGAGAUGCAGAGCCUGAUAUCCCCAAACCCAUGAGCACAUUCUGGAGUCUGUUCCGCUUAACUGGAGUCUGGGUAUUUACUUGGCAGCCAGCGCCUCUGUGUGGACGGAGGUCUCCUGGAGACCGCUCUCGCCAGCUCUGACCUCUCGCUUAGAGCCUGGUCUGGAGCCUGGUCAGCUGGGGGUGGAAGGGGGGACAUCUGGGCCCAGCUGUGCACAGCAAGGGCGGGCAGUCCCCCUUCUCCCCCCUCCCCGCUCUGCUUCCACAAAGUUGGCUCAUGAGGGCUUGAGCCUCUUUCUGUUUAUAUGUGCAGGGAGUUGGAAGGGUCAGGGAGAGGGACACGGGAGUGGGGGAAAGGGCCGGGCAAGGACCCCUUUUCCCUGGAGACAGACAGCCCGCCUGCCUGCCUCUGCUGGGCCUAUUCCUAGACUCAGUUUCUGUCCUAAGCAAACGACACAUAAGCCAUCUCCGUGCUGUCAGGCAGGGCCAGAUUUGCCCUCUGUGCCUGGUGCCUGAAACCCUAGAUAUCCUUGGGUUCUUACCACCCCAAACCCGUGUUCAACCAUCCUGAGGUCUACCUGGCUGGGUCAUUCUGAGUCCCUGGACUCUUUGGCCUUACUCUGCCCCCAAGCCCAUACACCCAUGAGCUGAGAGGAUGUCACCCAGGAUGGCUAAGUACACAAGGGCAUUUCCUCUCUCUCUGUCCUUGCUGGAGGAACGCGUGUCCAUUUGGGUCACGUAAGAUGAUAGGAAAAGAGUGUUCGGUGGACAGAAAUGUUCUCUUAACUCAGCUUUUGCCCCUUUGGCAAAAAUUAGUUGUAGAAGAAAGCAGUGAGUAAAUGACUGUGUCUUCGCCCUUC
Messenger RNA from Rhinolophus ferrumequinum (greater horseshoe bat), 4370 nucleotides. RefSeq names its product ATPase sarcoplasmic/endoplasmic reticulum Ca2+ transporting 3 (gene ATP2A3). Gene Ontology annotation, molecular function: ATP binding; ATP hydrolysis activity; P-type calcium transporter activity. The record is from RefSeq and is a predicted model, not a curated record. Gene Ontology annotation, cellular component: membrane. The coding region runs from base 157 to 3513 and encodes 1118 amino acids. The transcript is spliced from 22 exons. Lineage: Eukaryota; Metazoa; Chordata; Mammalia; Chiroptera; Rhinolophidae. Gene Ontology annotation, biological process: calcium ion transmembrane transport; intracellular calcium ion homeostasis.